GCUCCCCGCUGUGUUGUGCGUCCUGGAACAGACAGCCAUGACAAACAGAAUGAGAGAGAAACCCUUGGUGGCAAUGAAGGUUCUGCAAAGGAGAGAGAGAGAGAGAGGAGUCAGCAUCUGCAACUUCUGUCUCCGGGAGGAAAAAGCAUCUGUUGAGAGGUUGGGUUUUUUUUUUAUGAGUUGGACGACCACACAAGGGAGCAGUCAGAGAGAAAGAAAAAUAUCACAACAGACGGAAAAGGGAGGACAAACAACAAAGCGAAGGAGUGGAGAGAGGAGAGGUGACCUGGCCGCAGCAGGGACAUGUUUGGCAUGAUUAAGAACUCGCUCUUCGGAACCACCGAGGAGACGGAAUAUAAAAUGCUCAGUAGCGAGACCAAGGACGGAGUUAGCUUUGAGGUGCGGCGGUAUGAUGGUGCCAAAUACGCUGUUGUCUCCUCUGAGGGGCGAAGCUUUGACCAAGUGACAGGGGAGCUGGUGAGGAAGCUGCUCAUGUACAUCGGUGGGAGCAAUGAAGAAGGUGAAGCCAUGGGUACUACAGCUCCCAUCAUCAUCACAGUGUACCCACGCAAUGAUGGGGUUCUGUCUCGCCGUUUGGUGGUCGCCAUCCGCAUCCCCACCAGCUACCAGCAGAACCCCCCGACUCCCACCGACGGUGCCGUCAAAGUUGAGGAGCGCCACGGCAUGACUGUCUACUCUCUGCAGUUUGGUGGCUUCGCAGCGGAGACGGAGUACCGAGCAGAGGCCUUGCGUUUGACGCGUACCCUGGGUGAGACGGCCCCCUUUCAGCGCAAGCAGUACUUCUGCUGUAGCUACGAUCCACCACUCAAGCCUUACGGACGCCGCAAUGAGGUGUGGUUUCUACAGGAGGAGCCGUAGGAGCCAUUCGAUCAGACCUGAGUCAAAUCUCACGACGAGUCCUUUAUUCAAAUUUAUUUACCCUUUCCAGUACCGACAAUCCUGUAGCUCUAACAGUUUUUGGAUUGGUAAGAGCAAUAUGGUGACUUGAUAGACCUUUGAAACCCAAACGGACUGAUAGAGAUUACCCAUGUUGCCUUUACCCAUCUGAUCUUCUGCUUGGUGAAGCUACACUCAAGUUAGUUGUUCAAGCAAUGGGACAAUUUAGAACUCAGUGCAGCAUUUUCUCAUUUCAUUUUCGAUUUCCAAUUUAAACUUGUAGCUCUGAAACAACACAUGAUGAGAGUGAUUAAAGGCUUCUUGACAAAUAUAGCGUUAAGAAGUAAAAGUAGUU
This is a messenger RNA of Perca flavescens (yellow perch), 1252 nucleotides long. RefSeq names its product heme-binding protein 1. The coding region runs from base 304 to 879 and encodes 191 amino acids. Lineage: Eukaryota; Metazoa; Chordata; Actinopteri; Perciformes; Percidae. Gene Ontology annotation, molecular function: heme binding. The record is from RefSeq and is a predicted model, not a curated record. The transcript is spliced from 6 exons.